Fukomys damarensis (Damara mole-rat) is the source of this 3602-nucleotide messenger RNA. RefSeq names its product oncostatin M receptor (gene Osmr). The record is from RefSeq and is a predicted model, not a curated record. Lineage: Eukaryota; Metazoa; Chordata; Mammalia; Rodentia; Bathyergidae. Gene Ontology annotation, biological process: cytokine-mediated signaling pathway; positive regulation of cell population proliferation. The coding region runs from base 92 to 3013 and encodes 973 amino acids. Gene Ontology annotation, cellular component: membrane; signaling receptor complex; external side of plasma membrane. Gene Ontology annotation, molecular function: ciliary neurotrophic factor receptor binding; leukemia inhibitory factor receptor activity; cytokine binding. The transcript is spliced from 18 exons.
CGUCCCGGAGAGCGCGCCGCCGCCGGACACCUACACUCGCCGGCCGCCUCCAAGUUCGCCGUCCGCUCCCCGUCCAGGAAAACCAGAACCCAUGGCUUUCUUUGCAGUCUCUCAAACAGCAUUCCUGUUAGCAGUGCUGUCCUGGAGAAUUUCCCAGAGUGAAGUCCUGGUUGAGCAUUUACCAUUGACUCCUGAGUCACUUACCGUUUCCAUCAAUUCUACACUUCAGCAUUUGCAUUUACAAUGGACUGUCCACGAGCUUCCUUAUCAGGAAUUACAAAUGGUAUUUCAAAUAGAGAUCAGUAGAUUUGAAACCUCCAAAGUCAUCUGGAUGGGUAAUUACAGCACCACUGUGAAGAGGAACCAAGUUCUUCACUGGUCCUGGAAAUCUGAGCUCCCCUUGGAAUGUGCAACACACUUUGUAAGAAUAAAGAGUACAGUGGAAGAUGCCAGGUUCCCGGAGCUGAGGUUCUCGAGCAACUGGAGUUCAUGGGAGGAAGUUCAUGCCCACACUCCUGGACAUGAUAUCAAGUUGAUAUUCCCCAGAGAUAAGCUGGUGGAAGAAGGCUCCAAUGUCACAUUUUGUUACAAUGCUGGGAUAAAUCAAAACUUAUCCUGCUAUUUGGAUAGCGAACUGAUUCAUGGAGAACAACUUUAUUCAAAUAUAUUCACAUUCAAGUUGAAUAAUGUUCCUUUCAUUAGGGAAGCAGGGACGAAUGUCUACUGUGCAGUGAAUUAUGCACUCAAGGAUGGCACCGUUCUCUUUGUGUCAAAAGUGCUUGAGGAGCCCAAGGACUUUUCUUGUGAAACCCAGGACUUCAAGACUCUAAACUGCACCUGGGAUCCUGGGGUGGACACUGGCUUGGUUUUUGAUGGACAGCCUCCACAACACUACACUUUAUUUGAAUCGUUUUCUGGAGAAAAGAAAUUUUGUGAACACAACAACCAGUGCAGUUGGGAAAUUUCUCCAGAUUUGCAAGAAACCUACAACUUCACACUGACAGCUGAAAACUACUUAAGGAAGAGAAGUGUCAGUACAAUUUUUAACCUGACUCAUCGAGUUCACCCAAAAGCUCCCAGUAGUGUCCAUUUUAAGAAUAUAGGUGCCACAAAUGCCACAAUGACUUGGAAGAUACCUGCCCUUGGGAAUUAUUCCACACUUCUGUGUCAGAUUGAACUCCGUGAUAAAGAAAAUGCACUACAGGAGCACAAUGUCUCCAUCAAGGUGAACGGCGAGUUUCUCUUCAGUGAGCUGAGGCCUGACACACAGUAUGUGGUCCGCAUUCGCUGCGCCAAUGCCAAACACGUGUGGAAAUGGAGCCAAUGGGUCACUCAGCCCCUCGUCACAGCAGAAGCCGUUCCCUCCAAGGCUCUUGAUGUCUGGAGAAGAGUGAAGUCAGAGAAAGGACUUCUUCAUGUGACCAUAUUUUGGAAGCCACUAUCAAAAUUUCAUGCCAAUGGCAAGAUCCUAUUCUAUAAUAUUGUCACAAAGCAGCUAGAUAAAAAAUCUGAGUUAAAGUUCCAGUCUAUUCCUGCACCAGCCAAUGGCACAGAACUAACUCUCAACCAGGGUUCUUACCAAAUCCAAGUCACGGCCAACAACAGUGUGGGUACUUCCCUUGCCUCGGAGAUUGUCAUAUCUAGAGACUCUGGGAAUGAAGAGGUGGAAGAAGAAAAAAUUAAUGGAACCAAGGAUGGGUUCCAUAUGUCUUGGAAACCCCAAUCUAGAGGCAGGACAGGAUAUGUUGUGGACUGGUGUGAGCAUCAAAGGAACCUGCACUGUGAUUUGCAGUGGAAGAACCUAGGUCCCAAUAACACAAGUACAGUCAUCAGCUCAGAUGCUUUUAAACCAGGGAUCCGAUAUAACUUCAGAAUUUAUGAACUAUCUACAGAAAAGAUUGCUUAUUUAAUAGAGAACAGAACAGGUUAUAUUCAGGAACUGGCUCCUUUGGACAGCCCUGAAGUGAAAGCCCUUAACUUGACAUCCCACUCCUUCACGCUCAGUUGGAAGGAUUAUGACACUGAGGCUCAGCGUGGUUUCAUACAAGGCUACCGGGUCUGUCUGAAGUCCAAGGCCACUCAGUGCCAUCUAGAUGCUGUAGAGGAGCUUCUGCCAGAUAAUUCAACAUGUUGUAAACACGACAUCAGCAACCCAAAACAAAAGACAUUCCUUGUGGAAAAUCUGCAACCUGAAUCGUUCUACGAAUUUUUUGUCUCUUCCUACACAAGUGCCGGCGAGAGCCCUGUUGGAACUUUCACAAAGGUCAUGACCCAGGAUGAACACUCCCACAUGCUGAUGCGUAUCAUACUGCCUAUGGUUCUCUGUGUCUUGCUCAUUGCAGUCAUGUGCUACUGGAAGAGCCAGUGGGUGAAGGAGAAGUGUUAUCCUGACAUUCCAGAUCCUUACAAGAGCAGCAUCUUUUCAUUGAUAAAGUCCAAGGAGAACCCUCACUUAACAAUCAUGAAUGUCAAAGACUGCACUCCAGAUGCUAUUGAAGUUGUAAACAAAUCCGAAGGGACCAAGACACCGUUCAUAGGCACUGGGAAGACACUCACAGAAAGUGAAUUCCCCAAGCCUGCCAACUUCUACCUGCUGCCAGCCCAGGAUUCCUCUGUCCCUGGCCCCUGCAUCUCUUUUGUGAACCACACCUAUCGUGAGACAGCCUGUGACUCUAGCUCCUGUGCCCAUACUCCAGUAACUGACACAGCCUUGCCAUGUCAGCUGCGGCUGUUGGCCUCUCCUGAUAAUUUACAAAAGACACUAGAAAAAACACACAGAGAUUCCCAGGGGGAAAUCCCAGCUGGAGAAAUUAGUUUGAAUUAUGUGUCCCAGUUGGCUUCUCCCGUGUCUGGAGACAAGGACAGUCUUUUGAUAAGUUCACCAGUGCCAGUACUCUGUUCAGAGUAUAAAAUGCAAACGGUAGUACCCUCUUGCCUUGAUUCAACUGUCCUUAGUGAUAAUGGCAGCCUCUCUUCAGUGACUCUUUUAGGUCAAGGUAAACACUACAAUUAAUCAGCACAGACCCAGUUCACAUGCUACACAGAUGCCAACAGGAGGAUCCAGGCACCAUCUCAUCUCCAUUUUUCCUAGUCCUUAUCCCAGCAAACUGUCACUGUACGCGAGUCUAAUCUAGGUAAGGCAACUAGAGUUUGGCUAGAAUAGAGGCAAGAAGCUGUGGAACUUAACACUCCCUUGGGAUCAUGGGAAUAUUCUGACCUUGUUGCCAUUUGUUCUAGGUUCAUCUUUUAUCACAGUAGACCUGAACUUGACAUUGGGAAUAGCAUUAACCACUCACUCCACAGACUCUAUGUACUCAUACUGUACUGGGUGGCUGUAGUCCUAGCUCAGUUUUUAGUAGAAAAUAGUUCCAUUAAAAUUUACUCUCAGACUUAAUACCUUAAUAGGUUAUUUUAAAGCAAUUAGAUUAUAGGCUUUGACAAAGGCCACAGAUUACUAAAGCAUAAAUGUGAAUUUAUUGUCACUGAAAAAGAUGUUUGAGACUAAAAACUGAUUUUAGACUUGCCUUUACGUAGUAAGAAUUUAUAAUUGACCAGUAAAAUCAUCUCUUUAAGGUACACAAAUCUGGACUGAGGAUUUACCU